Messenger RNA from Adelges cooleyi (spruce gall adelgid), 1680 nucleotides. RefSeq names its product heparan-sulfate 6-O-sulfotransferase 1 (gene Hs6st). NCBI's taxonomy places the organism in Eukaryota, Metazoa, Arthropoda, Insecta, Hemiptera, Adelgidae. The record is from RefSeq and is a predicted model, not a curated record. The transcript has 6 exons. Gene Ontology annotation, molecular function: heparan sulfate 6-sulfotransferase activity. The coding region runs from base 194 to 1486 and encodes 430 amino acids. Gene Ontology annotation, cellular component: membrane.
UCUCGAAGAUGUAAAUAUAAAAAUUAUUUGAAUUUUUUUUUUUCUUUAUAUCGUUUUUAAUAUUGUGCUGAUGCUUUGGAAAUACAAUUACGGUUGUCUUCUCCUACAAAUCACACGCCUAACCCGUAAUAUAAAACCAGACGUACCAAUGGGGAGUAUGGCAAGUUUCGUUUGAGAUGAUUUAUUAGAUAAAAUGGCCCAAUCCGCCGCAAUUGAACAAUCCAGCACCGAACGGCUUCUGAAAGACUAUCAGAUGCGAAGGCGGAUUGAGCCCCGGAUCACCCUUAGGAAGCUGUCGCUGUUUUGUACUUUGCUAGCGUUGUUUGGAAUUGUAUAUUUUGGUUACUUUUGUUCGGACAACCGUUGUUCAUUGUCCUACAACCCUAAACCUGCAAUUUACUCGGAAUGGACUGUUAUGAAUAUAUUAUCGGCUAACAUGUCCGACCAAAAGAGUGCUAAAGAUACGGGCACGGGUGUAAGCUACGAUGACAUGCAAAAUGAAAAUGAACUACGCUUUGAUAUGAACGCACAUGAUGUUAUGGUAUUCUUGCAUAUUCAGAAGACUGGUGGGACGUCUUUUGGGCGUCAUCUAGUUCAGGACUUGGAUUUACAACGCCCUUGCACUUGUCAAAGAAAAAGGAAAUUAUGCUAUUGUUUUAGACCAAGUCGUAACGAGAACUGGUUGUUCAGUCGGUACUCGACUGGUUGGAAAUGUGGUCUUCACGCAGACUUUACAGAGUUAACUGGCUGUGUUGAUUCAGAAUUAGAUAAGAAUGAAGGGAAAUCGAUCAAAAGAAGGUAUUUCUAUCUGACGUUAUUGAGAGAUCCAGUAAGUCGAUAUUUAUCUGAAUAUAAACAUGUGCAAAGAGGAGCAACGUGGCGAAUGUCUAGGCAUUGGUGUGGUGGUCAUCCUGCAACGCCUAAGGAAUUACCCAAAUGUUAUAACGGUACAUUUUGGACGGAUGUUACAUUAAAUACAUUUGCCGAUUGUCCACAUAACCUAGCUGCUAAUAGGCAAACAAGAAUGUUAGCAGAUUUAACAUUAAUCGGCUGUUACAAUAACUCGUUAAUGAACAAAGAAGAACGAGACCGAAUUAUGUUAGCUAGUGCAAAACAAAAUUUGCUGUCCAUAGCAUUUUUUGGACUCACAGAAUUUCAAAAGUUGAACCAAUACAUCUUUGAAGAGACAUUCAAUUUGAGGUUUGCUGUGACGUUUACACAACAUAACACAACUCUUUCAGCAGUUUAUAAAUCAUUAUUAAACAAAGAAGAGUUGGAAAAAGUGAAAAAAAUUAAUGCUUUAGACAUUGAACUCUAUGAAUUUGCCAGACAUUAUUUGUUUCGACGAUUUGAGAAAUUACGAACUAAAAAUGUUAACUUUAAAGAACGUUGGUCUCAUUUAGGCCAAUUACCUAGCCAUACUGCAUUUGACUGGGAAAAAGAAGUAGAGACUGAAGCUGCCGACAAUGAAGUUAAUUACACCUAGCAAUAGUAAUAAUGCUAUUUAAACGUAAUAAUAAUUAAUGCAUCUAUUUUAUUUUUUUUUAAUACAAUUUUUUUGGGAAAUGUAGUAUUAAUAUAAGUAAAUAGGUAUUUGUAAAAAUUUGUAUUUAUAAAAAAAAAUGUUUACGUUUGAAACUUAAUAAAUAAUUAAUAAUUGAAUUAAAUUAAGUAAAUUAA